Molecule: messenger RNA, 1456 nt
Organism: Ixodes scapularis (black-legged tick)
Lineage: Eukaryota; Metazoa; Arthropoda; Arachnida; Ixodida; Ixodidae
Product: THAP domain-containing protein 10-like
Exons: 4
Coding region: 497-1357 (286 amino acids)
Molecular function (GO): sequence-specific DNA binding
Source: RefSeq, a predicted model, not a curated record
UUCAUUUUUGAUAUUGAGAAAACUAUGUAGCCCUCUUCAGCAUCAUAUAGGAAGACCACAUGCCAAGUUUCGCGAUGUAAUUCCGUCUAAAUAUUUAUUAAUCUGGCCAGCAAACUUUCAAACGAGCCAAGUCGCCGAAAUCUGCUAACUCUAGCGCGCGACGUGAAGAGCAAUCAACAGCGCUGUCAAUACCACGGAUCUGGCGCAGCCAACAGUGAGCACCUACGUCAGAGGCAUGCGUAUGUCAGUUCUAUGUUUUGGUUGUUUUUACUUCUCCGGGCGAAAUUGAACGAAGACGUCGUGAGUGGAAGUGGCUCCUCCCGGCGUUGCGUGUUGGCUCUGUCCACAUGAUCACCGUAAAACGCAUGCGCCAAGUUGGGAGCAGACGCACUCGUUUCCUCGUUUCGCCUCUGCUGCAGUAGGAGCAGUAGGAGGACGGCGUUUUGUGGUUUUGUUACGGUUCGAGCGCGGGCAGCAUCCCCGAAGCCUAGCUGCGAUGCCUCGCAGAAGGGCCAUAGGCUCACGAUGUUGUGUUGCUGCCUGCUUGAACUAUCAGUCGACCAGCCCGGGAGUUGUUUUUCACAAGUUCCCUCGCGACAGUGCGCGUCUCAUUGUUUGGACAGACAUCGUGCGCCGUUGGAACUCCGAGAAGCCGUGGUCGCCAAAUAGCAGGACAUUGAUCUGUUCUGACCACUUUUUGCCCGAAUGCUACCAGCGAGAUCUGCGCUUGUUCUGCGACGCUGGGUUUUCAACCAAGUACGCGCGUCUGGAUCAAAACGCCGUGCCGUCGAUCCUCGAUCCUGGAUCCUCGCCUUCCGUAACAGCCGACGGACUGACGCCGGACGCCGUGUCGUCGUACCUCGUUCCUCGAUCCUCGCCUCCCCAAACAGCAGACGAAUCAUGCGUGAAGCGUCGUCGGACCGGGAGCGGUGACCACUGUAGCAGCAGCAGCAGCACAGUGUCGAAGAGCAGUAGCUUGCCAGUGGUCACUACAUGGGAUGACGACUCCAAAGCACCAACAUAUGAGUCAUCGCUGGAUGCACCAGUGGCUCAAGAAGAACCUGUUGGUCAGAACCAAGCCAGAACAGCGUGCCUUAGCCAAAGCGGGGACCAGGCUUCCACUUCUGGGCCAGGGUGCAACAGCAGCACCGCCGCUUUAUGCGACACCGUGCCAGCAACUACUGCAAUCGAUGGCCAUUUUGAACCGCACUUGGAGCCGCCCAUCUGCCACAUCUGUAUGUGUGUGGUAACGAGAGGUACAUCGACACUGUCUGUGGACAAAGCUGUGCAAGCCUUCGAGGAGCUUUGUCAGACCUCGACUGAAAAUCCGGCACUGCCAACAUCUUCCGGUGAGUAGCUGUGGUGGCUUAAGAAUAUAGUGCUAUCUAUGUAAUACAAUUGUGACGAGAGUUUUAAUAGUAUACAUAACAUAGAUGCAUUAUGUCCGUGUUUCCCC